Molecule: messenger RNA, 1469 nt
Organism: Chara braunii
Lineage: Eukaryota; Viridiplantae; Streptophyta; Charophyceae; Charales; Characeae
Source: the annotation of a GenBank genome assembly
AGUUAACGGCGGCAUAUAGUAACCUGCUCAAGGGGGCGGUCAUCCUCCUGCCAAAUACCCAUCAACCCAGAGCUCGUGCCCAUGCCACGCAAAUGGGAUGGCGGGAAGGGAACUCCCUUCCCGCGCAAAUGGGAUAGGCAACACUUGGCGAGAAGGGAACUCCCCGGAAGUUUGUCCACGUGGAAGAGCGGAGCAGCAGCAGCAGCAGCAGCAGCAGCAGAGGGAGAAGGGGGAGGAGAGGGAGGAGAGGGAGGGGGGGUAGGAGGGGGAGGAGGGGGAGUAGGGGAAGUAGGUAGAGGUAAGGGAGGAGUAGCAGCAGCAGCAGUUGGUAUGUUGAAGACCACGUGGGCUACUGUCCCAACCCCGAUCGGUCCCUUCAGCGCCGUGGUUGCGGAAGACGGCGCCGUGCUGGCCUCAGGCUGCGGAAGAACACGUGGGCUACUGUCCCGACCCCGAUCGGUCCCUUCAGCAGAGGGAGAAGCGGGAGGAGAGGGAGGAGAGGGAGGAGAGGGAGGAGGGGAAGUAGGGGAAGUAGGUAGAGGUAAGGGAGGAGUAGCAGCAGCAGCAGUUGGUAUGUUGAAGAACACGUGGGCUACUGUCCCGACCCCGAUCGGUCCCUUCAGCGCCGUGAUUGCGGAAGACGGUGCCGUGCUGGCCUCUGGCUGGACAGAUAGGAUCGAACAUCUGCUGGUCCACGUGUCGCCAUCGCUGUUGGGAUCGGGAUCCUCUCCUCAAAAGGUCCCCGACCUCGGUCCCGUCACUCAGGCCGUCCUUGAUUACCACGCGGGCGAUCUGCAUGCCGUUGACGUCAUCGCCGUGAGGCAGAAGUGUGGGGCAAGUGGAAAGUUCGUGGAACAUGCGUGGGACGUGUUGCGGAAGGUUCCGCCGGGCCGCCAAGUCAGCUACAGCGAGUAUGCCGCGCUGGCCGGCCGGCCGAAAGCCGUGCGCGCGGCCGCUUCCGCCUGCGCGCGCAACGCCGCCGCGCUGUUCGUGCCAUGCCACAGGGUCGUGCGCAGCGAUGGCGCGCCGGGGGAGUUCGGAUGGGGAGCGCAAGUGAAGCGCUGGCUGCUAGCGCACGAAGCGCGCCGAGGGGGGGGGAUGAUUGGUCAUAUAGGCCAUGCAUCUCGCCAUCUCCACGUCUGCGACGCUCCUGAGAUAAAGCUCCUCCGCAAGAGUGAUGACGUCUGUAGCUCUGAUCAAUAUCUCAAUCCGUCCUCUCCGACCAGAGUAGAUGUAGGAUACCUCGAGAAAACGAUCUCCGUAAAGAGGCUUCCGAAAAGCCUGCAUAGCAAAGUCCGUCCCAACCAAAUGACUGUAGCCAUCUCCGAGAGCUUGGUAGCGUUUAGCCGCGAAGGCGUGUCUGGAGAGGAACCCCAUCUCGGCGAUGCUGAGUCCCUUGCCAAGGGGAAACUUCACUAGGCUAAAUGUCACCCUCCUUCAGAGAUAGCUAAUGAAUUUGUGCCAGAUGA